AUGAAGUUAGUUGCUAUGGUAUUAGCAAAAAGAAAAGGGGAUUUAUUAGAAAUUGCCUGUGAUUUAUCACAAUUUGGUUUCUUUGAAAAGGGAACUGUUAAAGAAGUAAUAAUAGCAGCAAGUAAAAUUUUUAUAAAUAAAUUCGAUCCAAACACAAGACAUUCAGUACCAUAUGAAGAUUAUAUCUGUUUUAUAGAUGUUAGAGCUGAAUUUGGUGGUGUUGUAUUUACAGAUAAAGAAUAUCCAGAAAGAGUAGCAGCAAGAUUAUUAUCGGAAAUGAUGAAUGGUUAUGUAAAGAAAACUCAAGGUAUUAUUGGUGCACCAUAUCCAGAAUUACAAGGUAUAUUUAAAAAUUCGGAUCCAAAAGCAAAUGAUAAAAUUUUAGAAGUUCAAAAUCAAGUGAAUGAAGUCACUUCAAUUAUGCAUAAAAAUAUUGAUGUUGCUUUAGGUAAUACUGAAAAAAUGGAGACCCUAUUAGAAACUUCUGAUGAUUUAAGCACAAGAAGUAAAUUAUUUUUAAAACAAGCUAAAAAAGCAAAUAGAAGAUGUUGUAUUAUUCAAUAA
Messenger RNA from Dictyostelium discoideum AX4, 564 nucleotides. RefSeq names its product synaptobrevin domain-containing protein. The coding region runs from base 1 to 564 and encodes 187 amino acids. The transcript has 3 exons. Gene Ontology annotation, cellular component: endomembrane system; cytoplasmic vesicle membrane. NCBI's taxonomy places the organism in Eukaryota, Evosea, Eumycetozoa, Dictyosteliales, Dictyosteliaceae. The record is from RefSeq and is a predicted model, not a curated record.